AUGAUUUUACUUCCUGCGGAUUGUCUCAGAGAAAUAUUUCGACAUUUCGAACAUGAUCAUAAAAUACAUGAUUUACAUUCAUGUUUAUUAGUUAAUAGAAUGUGGUGUGAUAUCACGAUACCAAUUUUAUGGAAAAACCCAAUUGGAAUUGAUUGGGAAAAUAAAGGUACUGAAAAUUUAUUCGGUUGGAAUAAUAUCAGGACUAACGAAUUCUGGGAAAGAUUUGCAAGGACAAUAUUAACUUGUUUACCUAUUGAAUCCAAAAAUUUAUUAAAGAAAUAUAAUAUUAGAUUAAAAAUUAAAAUUCCUGAAUAUUCAAUUUUUAACUAUGUUGAAUACGUUCAAUAUAUAUCUUAUCGUAUAAUUUUAAGAUGUAUAGAAGAAAUAUUAGUUAAUAAAAUUGAUAAUGAUGGAAAUAUUUUAGAAAAUGAAAUUUGGAAAAUGUUUAUGAAUAAAAGUUCAAUUAUCAAAUAUCUUGAACCUACAUAUAUUCCAAUUUAUUAUUUUCCUGGUGGGAAAACAUCUUUACAAAAUCUUAUAGAAUUAGAAUGUUCUACAAAUGUUUCCUCAAAAAUUUAUUUUGAUCUCUCUCAAAUAUGUCAUAAUAUUCAAAGGUUGAGUAUUGAAAUAUGUGAAACAAAUACAAUAAAUGAUAAUCCUGGAUUAUUAUCAUUAAUAGAAUCACAAAAUAGCUUGAAAGAGAUGAGAUUUACCUCUUUUAAUCAAACAUUUACCAAAUUAGGAGAAGUUAUAAUCAAACAAGUUGAUACGUUAAUAUCAUUAUAUUUCAUCGAUUUUGUUUGUAUCCCUAUUGAAUCAUUAAAUCAACUUUAUAAUAUAAAAAAACUUUAUAUUUGUUUUCCUUAUGGGUAUAAUUUUCAAUUAUUAAAAUUUAUAAACCUUCCAAGGGUUGAAAUAAUAAAUAUACAAGGUGGAAAUGGAAGAAAUUAUGGAGAUAUAUCAUUAUUUAAAGAAUAUGGUCAAAUAAUUGAAAAAACUCAAGGUAUGAUUCGAGAAAUAUAUGUUGAUAUUGAUGGAUGGCCAGAAGAAGAAGGAAUGAUACUUUAUUAUAUAAAAUCAUUAACUAAAAAUUGUCCAAUGUUAGAAAAGGCGAAAAUUUGGUUCAUUGAAGGUCAUUUGGAAAUUUUUGAAGAAUUUUUAAUUUCUUGUAAACAUUUAAAAACAUUAAUAAUUGAAUUCACAUCCUUUACUGGAUUUUGGAAUGCUAUUGAAGUGAGCCCUUUAUUUAAUAUUUUAGCUAAUAAAACUAAAAAUUUGAAUGAACUUACUUUUAUUGGAAUUAUAAAUUAUUCAUCAGAGGAUUUAAUUAAAUUUUUAGAAAGUUGGAGAAGUAAAAAAAAUUUAUUUAUAGCAUUUGAUCGUAAUUCUAAUUUAGCACAACAUCUUGAUAUAUUUGAAUCUUUUAAAUUAGAAGGAGUUUUAAGAGGUUGGGAAAUUUUAAAUGAAGAUACUGAUAAUAAUAGUAGGACUCAACAGAAUGAUGAUUAUUAUGAUGAUGACAUAUUUGAUAUUUGUUAUUGAGGUAUCAUUUAUAACGAUAUAAAGUUUUUUUUAUUUAUCCCUUAAAAAUAUACACUAUAAUUGUUCUAAUACAUAUUUCAAUUUUCUCUAAACCCAAACCCGCAACCCCCCCCCCCUGGCGAUCAAAUAAAUGUAUUUAAUAAAGAUAAUUAUAUUAAGUACCGAUAAAUUGUUCGAAAAAAAAAA
Molecule: messenger RNA, 1728 nt
Organism: Rhizophagus irregularis DAOM 181602=DAOM 197198
Lineage: Eukaryota; Fungi; Glomeromycota; Glomeromycetes; Glomerales; Glomeraceae
Source: RefSeq, a predicted model, not a curated record